CAGUUAAAAGGAACACUAUCGAGUACUUAGCAUCAUUCCAAUGUUCUUUCUGGUUGCGGAAUCAAACUAGUUUCUACUUCACUAAAGUAAUUGCAAAGAAUAAUUGGAAGCAUGUACCGACCGGCGGGUUAUGAUGAUUCCGAUGAUGAUGAUAUCGAAGACUUCGGAUAUUUCUGUAGUUCAUAUACGGAGAAAAAGGAUAAUAGCGUGUUUAUGGCGAUCCAGGAAGAUGAUGACACGCUGCUUUAUAAUGCUGUUCUGGACGAUAAUCUGGAAGAAACGAAACGCAUUAUGAAACAAAAUGAGUUUUUACGUUCUGGGGGAGAGCUGCGUCAGGGCUGGCCGGCACUGUUUUAUGCCUGUUAUGAAGCCAAAUUAACAAUAGUGAAGUAUCUCGUGCAGGAGCAACAUAUUGAAGUGAAUCGGGAGUACGAUCUGCAGACGGCUCUCAUGAUUGCAUGCAGCUCACCACAAGCAUCGGAAUGCGUGUAUCAGAUCGUGCGGUUGCUGCUCGAUUACGGGGCAAUUAUCGGUAUGUUGGAUCAAUACGGACGUUCGCCGCUCAUGUUUGCCUGUAAGGAAGGUCACCUGGACGUAGUGAAAGAAAUCGUGGCCGAAUCUUCGCUGUUAUCGAUCGAUAAUGAGGGAAACACGGCACUGAUCCAUGCGGUUAAUAACAAUCGGUUGGAGGUGGUAAAGGUUUUGCUACGUGCCGGGGCACAAACUCACACUGUCAAUAAGCAGGGUUACACUCCAAGGCAGUGUGCAAUGAACAACAACUUUCUUGAUAUUGCUGAGCUGUUUCCACCAGAGCAAAAGCCGUUCGAGAUACCAUCCAAUUACUUGUGCUACAGCAACUUUCGUAACUUUAUUCACGGCAUACAGGACGAAGAUCCGCCCGGUUAUUACCCUGACCUAGGACCAAUGUUGGUUGGUAUGAAUAGCGAAGCAAAGCUCCACCUUUUCGUUGAACCGGGACUGAAUCUGUUCGAAUUUCUAACGCUUACCGAUGAAAGGUUGCGCGAGCUUGGCAUCAAGUUUCCGAUUGAACGAAAGCGCAUUCUGCUGGGACUGUACGAUUUUCAUCGCCAAAAAUGGUCUAAGAACAGUCUAUGGACGAUGCAAAAAGAACGCAUUCUGGACUUCUACGAUAUUUUGGAAGCACUUGGGAACAUGCUUAAACAUUUGACCAUCAUACAUGCAUCUUUGAUGUAUACGAAGCAGUUAACAGCAGGACAAGAUCCGAAAGCUUUUCUUAGCGCUAAACAAUGUGCCGAUCUAAACCUGCAAUUAGUUGAACUUCGGGCAUCCGUUGAUAAUUUGCAAAGUCAUAUUAAAAUCAUGCAUAAGCUGUCCAUCCCAAAGCCAGUUAUGCUCGUGGUGCCACCAAAUAAGGGCCAAAGAGCGUAUGUAAAAAUGAUGAAACUUGGCAUCUUUCUACUUGCCGGCGGAUUCUUGAUGUAUCGAAAAGUGAUGCGAUAAAAAGGAAAAUGGAAGAAAGAUUCCGUUUAGUACAAAUGACUAUGCUGUCAAUAAUGUUUCAACCACUGUGAACAUGAAAACGCUGUGACAUUUCAUUUAAUUUCAUUACAUUACAAUCCAUAGAAUA
This is a messenger RNA of Anopheles moucheti, 1609 nucleotides long. It is a transcript of the gene Gasz, whose product is annotated as ankyrin repeat, SAM and basic leucine zipper domain-containing protein 1. The record is from RefSeq and is a predicted model, not a curated record. The transcript has 4 exons. Gene Ontology annotation, biological process: piRNA processing. Gene Ontology annotation, molecular function: protein binding. NCBI's taxonomy places the organism in Eukaryota, Metazoa, Arthropoda, Insecta, Diptera, Culicidae. Gene Ontology annotation, cellular component: pi-body. Bases 112 to 1482 code for a protein of 456 amino acids.